This is a messenger RNA of Penicillium malachiteum, 312 nucleotides long. RefSeq lists its product as uncharacterized. The record is from RefSeq and is a predicted model, not a curated record. Gene Ontology annotation, cellular component: mitochondrion. Gene Ontology annotation, molecular function: ATPase inhibitor activity. The transcript is spliced from 4 exons. Lineage: Eukaryota; Fungi; Ascomycota; Eurotiomycetes; Eurotiales; Aspergillaceae. Bases 1 to 312 code for a protein of 103 amino acids. Gene Ontology annotation, biological process: negative regulation of ATP-dependent activity.
AUGAUGCAGUCUGCACUUUAUCGUCCGGUUCUUUCGCUAGCUCGUAACCCCGCAAUCACUCGAUCCUUCUCGGCAGCACCAUCAAUCCUGGGAGCUGGAGAUACUGGUUCUCCCAAACCACGGGGCUUUUUGGCGGAAAAUGAUGCAUUUGUUCGUCGAGAGGCUGCAAGUGAGGCCAUGUACGUUCGGGAACAUGAGAGAGAAAAGCUUGAGUUGCUUCGAAAGAAGCUGAAGGAGCAAAAGAAGCAUACGGAUGAGUUGGACAAAUAUCUUGAGGAACUGCUUGCAGAUCAAGGUGGUGAGAAGAACUAG